CCUGAUUGACAAGGCUGUCGUGUUAUGACGACCCCCAACAAAGGAAGCAAGGCCUUGAAGGUGAAGCGAGAGCCAGGCGAGAAUGGGACCAGCUUGACAGACGAGGAGCUGGUGACCAUGUCUGUGCGGGAGCUGAACCAGCAUCUACGGGGCCUGUCGAAGGAGGAGAUCAUCCAGCUGAAGCAGCGUCGGCGUACGCUGAAGAACCGGGGCUACGCAGCCAGCUGCAGAGUUAAGCGUGUUACCCAGAAGGAGGAACUGGAGAAGCAGAAGGCAGAGCUGCAGCAAGAAGUGGAGAAGCUGGCCUCCGAGAACGCCAGCAUGAAAAUGGAACUCGAUGCUCUCCGCUCCAAAUACGAGGCUCUCCAGAACUUCGCCAGAACCGUGGCUCGGAGCCCCGGGGCCCCUGCGCGGGGGCCUCUCCCCUCCAGUAUGGGGCCCCUCGUCCCUGGCAAGGUCGCUGCUACCAGUGUCAUCACAAUAGUGAAAUCCAAAACGGACGCCCGGUCUUAGUGAAGCGCGUGUUGCCUGAGCUUGUCUGUGCAGGGCAAUUAGGCACAAAACCAGCCUGGAAUCCCCAAAGCACAAACCCUCCCCGCAUGGGUCUGGGUUCCUUCUGCUUGGCCCAGGACUGGCCUGCUGAUCACUCCAGUUUUGUUUUGUUGUGUCCAGAUUGGUAUGAGCAGUGGUGAUGCGUCCCUUGUCCUGUGCAGACAGAGCCUCCCACCCAGCAGUCUGUAGCCCUGGGGCGCCCUCGGGACAGACUGCGAGAUCUUGGUUUUCUGGCCAAAGAAAGCCUGCGCAGUGUGGCCGAUGGCAGGGCGACGGAAGGGCUUGGGGAAGGUCCGGAGGGGGGCUUUCUUCCUGGGGGUCGGGAACCCUAAUUUUCGGUCGUUUCCAAAGGCUUUGUUUCAUUGCUCUUCCAGGUGGUGCAUCGCGGCGCCCGACUGCCAGGUGCCUGAUCCUGCUGCUUUUGUCUCAUUCGGUACCCGUAGUUGCAGUUGGGGUGUUCUGUGUAAUAGGUUUUUAUUCCUUUCUAGGUGUGCCUCCGUGCCCCAGCAGUGGGUUUCCUGCAGACGUCUGUUGCGUUAGCUGUGUGAACUAGCAGUGGUGGGAAGGAAGAUGCUGUCGUGCCCCGCUGCCUCUGCCCCCGCGGUGGGGACGGAGCUGGGACAGGGUCCCCGCAGAGGCCCGGCGCUCCGGGGGAGGGAGGGAAGGUACCGUGUUGACUGCAGGCCGGUUUUGUGCCUAAUGUGUUGCACUGAACAAGACCAAAAUCACUAGGUGUUCCCGUGUUUUGAGGGUAUCAAGUGUCUCUGGUGUGACAGUUUACACAACUAGUUUAUGUGGUUAAAUAGCCCUUUAUUUAAAGAGAGAAACAUCAUUUUAAGAGUUAUUAAAUUAUCUAAGUUUAAAAUUAAAAUCAGACAGAAGAGAGAGCGUAUUUAUAGUCAGCUUUUUUAUCCGAGAGGGCGAGAAUAUUUGACCAUUUAAAUGGGGAAAUAUUCUCAGAGACUUUGCUAGUUAAAAGUUAAUAAAUAAAUAAUUUUAAAGUUUCUCAUGAACCUCCCGCAAACUGUUUGUGGCUCUGAGGUUAGUUUUUAUAAAGAGUUAUCAGACUUUAUUUAUAAAACUUAGAAAAAGACAAAAAAAGAGGCAA
This is a messenger RNA of Tauraco erythrolophus (red-crested turaco), 1660 nucleotides long. Lineage: Eukaryota; Metazoa; Chordata; Aves; Musophagiformes; Musophagidae. The record is from RefSeq and is a predicted model, not a curated record.